CGAACUCGGUGUCAAUGCCUUGGCAUCAAGCACGUCAACCAAAGAAAUCCGCCGCUUUAUCUGCCACCUUACAAACUGUCGCCAAACUCAAUCUCACUCCUUCCGUUCACAAAAGCAAAUCUAACCCAGCCUCGAACCACUCGAAAAUUUGACGCUUUAAACGCGCGAGAGAUAUAUAUGAGAGUGAGGUACGGAACCAGCCCUGGGGUUCCCCGCAUUUCUGUACCUCCGGCGCUCUGAGCGAGCGUAGUUUUUUGCUCUUUUCUUAUUUAGACAAGAAAGGGCCCGAUUGAGAUUCAGCUGAAGAACAAGAAUUUGAACCAUUUGGGAGGGCCUGAGAGCGGUUGAGCAUGAUGGAGAAAGAACUGGAGCUUCCGGAUCAGGGACUCGUGAGGACUUUGAAGGAUUUGUUUGCCGGAGCUGCUGGAGGCGUAGCGCAGGUGCUUUUGGGACAACCAUUUGACAUCGUCAAAGUCAGAUUACAGACAACUCAGCAGUAUUCAAGUGCUCUGGAUGCAGCAACGAAGAUCUACAAACACGAAGGACCACUUGCAUUCUACAAAGGCACCUUAACACCACUAGUCGGAAUUGGCGCUUGCGUAUCAGUUCAAUUCGGAGCAUUUCACUACGCACGCCGAGCUCUCGAAGCCCAAAACACGGAGAAACACGGCCGCCAUGAACUAUCUUACGCACAGUAUUACGCCGCGGGUGCUUUUGCUGGUAUAUCGAAUACGUUCUUGUCCAGUCCGAUCGAGCAUAUCCGUAUACGGCUGCAAACCCAACCACAUGGAGUGAAUCGACUGUAUAGUGGACCUAUGGACUGCGUGAAGAAGCUCUCAGCCCAUGAAGGCGUCUUCAAAGGCGUCUACCGUGGAUCAGCAGUGACGCUUCUCCGUGAAGCACAAGCCUACGGUGUCUGGUUCCUGACAUUCGAGUAUCUGAUGAAUGCGGACGCCCAGCGGAACAAGAUUAAGCGCGAAGAAGUCAGCACCCUCAAAGUUGCCUUGUACGGAGGUCUUGCCGGUGAAGCCUUAUGGAUUGCAAGUUAUCCGUUUGAUGUAGUGAAGAGCAAGAUGCAGAGCGAUGGAUUUGGAGGAGGUCAGAAGUACAAGAGUAUGAGGGAUUGCUUUAGACAGACGUGGAGAGCGGAAGGUUUGGGUGGGUUUUGGAGAGGUAUUGGCCCGACGUUGUUGAGGGCUAUGCCUGUCAGUGCGGGCACGUUUGCUACCGUCGAGAUGACUAUGAGGUUAAUCAGUUAAGAGAGAGGAAUCAGCCAACUUAGAAGCAAACAACAAGGGCGUAGGACUAUGGGAUAAUUCAAAGAGGUAUUACCUAAGACUCGGGCAUUAUUCAACAGUUUCGUGGAACGGCCCGUGAAUGGGGGAAAUAAGUUUACCCAUUUCUAGAGAUUUAAUUCAACACGCGGAGGAGUUUUCGAACUUUUCGUAGGGAAUAGAUUUUGGUCGCUAAG
Lindgomyces ingoldianus is the source of this 1471-nucleotide messenger RNA. Its product is annotated as mitochondrial carrier. The record is from RefSeq and is a predicted model, not a curated record. The coding region runs from base 351 to 1259 and encodes 302 amino acids. Gene Ontology annotation, molecular function: L-ornithine transmembrane transporter activity. NCBI's taxonomy places the organism in Eukaryota, Fungi, Ascomycota, Dothideomycetes, Pleosporales, Lindgomycetaceae. The transcript has 3 exons. Gene Ontology annotation, biological process: mitochondrial L-ornithine transmembrane transport.